GCGAGCACGUGCCGCGCACCGCGCCGGUCAUCGUCCGCGACGACCCACGGACCACCCAACGACCACCCGUGUCUGCCCGGCGACACUCUAGGGAGCAGCCACCGGCCGACAGGCGGCACGGUGCGCGUGACCCGAGACAACCCGGCUGGCGGCGGCGGCAGCUGACGACGAGAGAGCGGCAGCGGGCAGGAUAGUCGAGCGACGCCGGUUCCCCAGAGGAAGAUGACCAGCUUCGGCAUGGUGGCCGGGACGCUGAUGAUUCUCAGUGCUCUGCUCAGCAUUCGGGCGCAGCAAGACUGCUACCGUUCGCUGGCGACUGGCAAGCGGCUGGGCGUGCAGUUCAUCUCCCGCCGCUUCAGCGAGACGUCACUGGCGGACUGCGCCGACAAGUGUCUCCGCUCCGAAACACUCUGCCAGGCCUUCAGCUACAGACCGGCAGACACGGCCGUGAACGGUGUUGCGGUGGACCUGAACUGCGAGCUGACCACCACGUCCGUGGCGGCGCCGGACCGCCUACUCACCGACGGCCCCGGAUAUCAGACGUUCCGCGUGGAGGACCGCCCCGGCUGCCGGAGCGUCCUGCCAGGCAGCUCCGGUACAUCGCCUAUGGAGAGCAGGGACUGUUUCCGGCGCGUCAUCACGGGUCGCCAGCUGCCGGCCGAGGCUGUCCGGUACUCACUACGCUCCAGCUCGCUCAGCCGCUGCCAGCAGAGCUGCCUCGACGCCGACUUCUUCUGCACGGCCUUCUCCUAUAAGACCGAGUACAACACCAACGAGAUCAACUGCGAGCUCUCGGGCGAGGCGAGCUGGGAGCCGACGCUGGAGUCGGCGCCGCUGGUGGACACCUACGAACGGGAGCGCACCUCCGCGUGCGGCUACUACGGCGGCGGCGGGCCCGACACCGGCACUGGCAGCGGUGGCCGUGACGGCUGUUACCGGCUGACCGACAGAGGUCGCGCCAUCGACAUGCAGGACGUGACCCGACGAGUGGUGGCGGCCAGCCUGCGGCAGUGCGAGGACGCCUGUACCCAGGCGCCGUUCGGCUGCCAGGCCUUCAGUUACAGGCGGCCCGACUACGUCGGAGACCGGAAUUGCCAGCUGUCGGGGCGCCCCGGCCGCCUGCACACUGUAGCGCGGCCUGAGUUCAGCACGUACCGGCGCGGCUACGGCCGGGACUGCGACGGCACCGGGGUGGGCGGCGCAGGAACUGGCGGCGCCGGCUCCGGGUCGACUGUUCGGUGUUUCCGGCUGAACGCGCCGGACGCGCGCCUGCGGUCCAGACAGAUCAUCCGCAACGUCAUGACCACCACCGUGCAGAACUGCGCCGAGGAGUGUAAAAUCACCAGCGACUGCCGCUCGUUCAGCUUCAGGCGGGAUACGGCCGGCACUCAGCUCAACUGCGAGAUGGCUCGCGUGGGCGUGCGCGGCGUGAGCGACCCCAGCGUCGAGGCCGACAGCCGGUACGAUACCUACAGUCGCGAGUACGGCGCCGCCUGUCAGGCAACCGGCGGCGGCAGCGGCGGCGGCGGUGGACAGCACGACGCCUGCUACCGUCUGGUCAGCAGCGAGCAGCGGCUCCAGCAGUCUCGCAUUGACGCCGUGUUCAGCGCUGCAACGCGCUACGAGUGUGAGCGGAUCUGCUACAUGUCCUACAUGGGCUGUCGGUCCUUCAGCUACACGAGACGCCAGGUGCGCAGCAACUGCGCCCUCUCGCGAGAGGACGCUUACCGCACCCGUCUGGAACCGGACCGAGAGGCGGACACAUACCAGCGCGACUUCAGUCGCGCCUGCCAGUUCGGCACCGGCGAGGAGCACAAUGGCGACGAGUGUUUCCGGCACAUCUCGCGCGACAUGCGCGUGCCCAACACGCGCACUGACAACGCGAUGCGGGCCACCAGCCUGGUCGCCUGUCAGCAGGAGUGCAAGCGGGCCGGCUGCAACACGCUCAGUUACAAGCUGACUACAUUCGCGGCCGAGAUGAACUGUCGGCUGAGCCGCGACCUGCUGACGUCACGUGACCUCAUCUCGGACGCCGAGCAUGACACCUAUAAUCGGCAGGACAACCCGCGCUGCGAUGACAGCGGUGGUCCCGGCCCUGGGCCCGGCCCUGGGCCCGGCCCGGGCCCCGGCGGUCCUGGCAGCCUCGGCGGCUGCUACCGGCUGGUGGGGCCGAACCUGCGCCACCGGGACCGACACGUGCGCGGUGCCGUCAUGGUGACCACCCGGCGCCAGUGUGAAGACGAGUGCUCGCGGCUGCGUGGCUGCACCACCUUCAGCUACAGGAACGGCUACAGCCGCACCGAAAACUGCCUGUUGAGCCGUGACAACGCACAGCAGAUCACCAUGCUGCUGGAGCUGAUGGUGCAGCGCCAACCCGGCUGGGGCGUGUUCCAGUUGGAUCCGAGCUCUAGCCAGUGUCUGCCCGCCGGCACGGGGGGUCCCGGCGGCGGCCGUCCCGGCGCGGUCACAGGGUGUUACCGCCUGCAGCGCAGGGACCAGCGGCUGGAGAACCACAUCCUGCAGGUGAUCCGGUCCCGCGAGCUUCGCGACUGCGAGGAAUCCUGCAACCGCGACCGCAGAUGCGUCUCCUUCAACUUCAGGAGCGACCCCGUGGAGACGGUGUGCGAGCUGACUGACAUGGACAGCUACGCCAACUACGCCCAAUUCCGGCCGAUCGCCGGCUGGGACUUCUACGAGAAGGACGCCUCGUCGUACUGCUCUGGCUGGGACAACGGCUUCUACGACUCCCAGAACUUUGGCUACGCUUACUGCUCGCUGCGCGUGCGAGACAACACGCUGCUGAACGUGAACGCGGUGCGGCGUGACAUCACUGCGCGCAGUCUGGCCGAGUGUGAGCAGGCCUGCCGCGACGAGCGCAACUUCCGCUGCGAGACCUUCUCAUUCGGGGUGCUACCGGGCGGGCGCGCCUUCUCCUGUCACCUGACGGACCUGCGCAUCGGCGAGCUCUCGCCGCGCGACAUGGAGCCACGCGCCAGCUUCGAGAUCUACGACUUCCACGGCAACGGACGCGAGUGCGACCGGCCCAACGACCAGUUCGACUACAGGCACGGCCACCUGGAGACGUGUUCGGGCCGGGCGUGUGCGCGCGGUCCGUGCCGGAUUGACCGCUCCGGCGGCUACUGGUACUGCUUCACCGACAACAACGAGGCCGUCUGGGACUACUGCUGCGACCCGGACAGUCCCUGCCAGGUCGAUCCCCACAUGGCCAUGGAGACGUGCCACGUGACCCAGCGGCGCGGGCUGUACCGCAAUGCCGGCCUGGACACAGCCUGGCGGCCUUGCACUUACCGACAGAGGUACGCCUACCUCACGCGCAACUCCACCGAUCACAUUGUGGAUGACGUCAACACGACCGCCACCGACGUCGGCUCGGUAGCCGGCACCGCUGCAAUCAACAACCAGCUGCUGGAGACCAUUGACCUGGAGCGCGAGCAGAGCAAGGACAAACACUAACCGAGCCCGCGACGGCCGGCCCGACGGUAGCGGCAUUAUAUGUAUAGUACACAGACUGAGGACGGCGCAGACCUCGGUCGGCUACGGCAGAACCCGUGCUGCCAUCUAGCGAACGCCGCGGGAAGCUGUGGUGGCUAGCCCGUCCCCUGCGUGGAUUGUUACGGUUACCGCGAGUCUGCGAAACGCCAAAGAGACGCGCGUCAUAGCCAUGUGUAUGCUUCUUCUGGUGGCGGCGAUCAGCACCCAUUCUUGCGUAUUGGUGUCUAUCUCACUGAAGGUUUUGCACUCAGAGAUUUGUCGGCGCGAGGUGUCUGUCGUGACGGCCACGCAUGCGACGCAAGCUGGGAGGCAACGGCGUGCCGUGGCUUGGACGGCGCGCCCCUCCCGUGUAUCCCGUCGCAAGGCCCGAGGCCGCGCGCCAGCCUCCACGCUGGCGUGUGAAUGCCUAAUGGUUGCGACACAGAGUAGCGUUGACGUGGUGAGAUGUACGCGAACUGCUUCACAGCAGGGAUCGACAGUCGGCAGAAA
Molecule: messenger RNA, 4002 nt
Organism: Pollicipes pollicipes
Lineage: Eukaryota; Metazoa; Arthropoda; Thecostraca; Pollicipedomorpha; Pollicipedidae
Exons: 21
Coding region: 223-3474 (1083 amino acids)
Biological process (GO): anatomical structure morphogenesis
Source: RefSeq, a predicted model, not a curated record